AAACCUCCUCCCUGAGCCUAAAAGAAAACAGAGCUAAAGAAAGAGAGAGUUGAGCAAGAAAGCGAGGAGAAGAUGAAGACGAUCCUUUCUUCCGAGACGAUGGACAUCCCCGAGAGCGUCAGCAUCAAGGUUCACGCUAAGGUGAUCGCAGUCGAAGGACCCCGCGGCAAGCUCGUUCGCGACUUCAAGCAUCUCAACCUCGAUUUCCAGCUCAUCAAGGACGCCGAGACUGGGAAGAGGAAGCUCAAGAUCGACUCGUGGUUCGGAUCUCGCAAAUCAAGUGCAUCCAUCAGAACAGCUCUUAGCCACGUCGAUAACCUCAUCACCGGUGUGACCAGAGGUUUCAGGUACAAGAUGAGGUUCGUGUAUGCUCAUUUUCCCAUCAACGCUUCCAUCGGCGGUGACAGCAAGUCCAUUGAGAUCCGUAACUUCCUUGGGGAGAAGAAGGUGAGGAAGGUAGAGAUGUUGGAUGGUGUAACCAUUGUUCGGUCUGAGAAAGUUAAGGAUGAGAUUGUUCUUGACGGAAAUGACAUCGAGCUUGUCUCAAGGUCAUGCGCCCUAAUCAACCAGAAAUGUCACGUGAAGAAGAAGGAUAUCAGGAAGUUCCUCGACGGUAUCUAUGUUAGCGAGAAGAGCAAGAUUGUUGAAGAGGAAUAGACAUUUAUGUCUCGAUCAUCUUUUGAAUGUUUAGUUUGUUUUUCACAGACCAAAAUCUCACCGGUGUUGCAAAACUCGGCUUAUCCCUUGUUGUCUUUUUGUUCGAGAUUUUUAUUUACUUUUGCAGAAGUUUUUGGACACAAUUUGCUAGUCUUUAUACCCAUUUUACUCUUCUGAA
Brassica oleracea var. oleracea is the source of this 835-nucleotide messenger RNA. RefSeq names its product 60S ribosomal protein L9-1. Gene Ontology annotation, cellular component: ribosome; cytosolic large ribosomal subunit. The record is from RefSeq and is a predicted model, not a curated record. Gene Ontology annotation, molecular function: rRNA binding; structural constituent of ribosome. Gene Ontology annotation, biological process: cytoplasmic translation. Lineage: Eukaryota; Viridiplantae; Streptophyta; Magnoliopsida; Brassicales; Brassicaceae.